Paramuricea clavata is the source of this 189-nucleotide messenger RNA. Lineage: Eukaryota; Metazoa; Cnidaria; Anthozoa; Malacalcyonacea; Plexauridae. The record is from the annotation of a GenBank genome assembly.
GUUGGAAAAUCAACGCGGGAAAUUCACCAGGGGUAGUACUGCCAAUUGUUUGGUUCUUUUUGCUCGUCCUAACAAUAUUUUUGCCAAAUAACUUGGCUGAAAACUCGAAAGGAAAUCAGUUCGAUUCAGACACUGACAGUGACGAAAACAAUAACGACGAAACUGUUGGGACAGAAGACAACACCAAUU